AUGACGUUUAAAGUCACAUUUCUCGCGGUAUUAUUAUUCAAGGCAAUAACAGCACAACACAUCCUGCCAUACCCACCAUCCAUACCCAUAACAAAUGUUCUUGGACCACAGCAAAUUCCUACACUAUCUGCCGCGGACAGCGACUUCCUCUGCAAAAACUUCGCAUCAACCCUUCAAGGAGUUAUACUCGACAAUUUCGCCCACAACUGUCAUAAAAAACCUAUAUUCAACAAAAUAGCACCACCUUUGGUCAACGAAAUCGCAGCUACCAUUUGCACAUGUCCAGUUUGUUCUACUGUGAAAAUAACGCCAAAUUCUUAUACCAAGAGUUAUAUAUCUCCAAAUACAGUGUCCAGUAUUAUUAGCAAUGCUAAUGGGUUAGCUAACACGGUUUCUAAUACUCUAAUAACGAGAUCGUUACCUACAAAACCGAAUGUUGUAAAUUCUAACGCUGCUACAUAUGAGGAAUUGUUAUCUCUCUUAUCCGGUUUAGUUGGAGUUCACGGACAAUGUAAUUGUAGAAAUCCCGUCAUUGUAUAA
This is a messenger RNA of Achroia grisella, 540 nucleotides long. RefSeq lists its product as uncharacterized. The coding region runs from base 1 to 540 and encodes 179 amino acids. Lineage: Eukaryota; Metazoa; Arthropoda; Insecta; Lepidoptera; Pyralidae. The transcript is spliced from 2 exons. The record is from RefSeq and is a predicted model, not a curated record.